GUUUACAUCUAACUAGAAAAUGGCUGCCCACCGGCCUUCAGUUCCGCAGCAAGUAGCAAACAAUGUUCAGAGGGCAGAUUCUAAUGCUCUCUUUGAGAAGCACACGAUUGAAGAAAUACGUAAUUUGGAAAAGAAAACGAGAUCAGACAUUGAAAAGAAAAAGGAAGAUCUCAGAGUUAUGGUUGGAGAAAGAUACAGAGACCUGAUUGAUGCUGCAGAUACCAUAACAGAUAUGAAAACAAGUGCCCAGAAUGUCAUGAAAUCUAUAGCAAAAAUGGAGCACCUCUGUUCAGCCAUGAGACAAAAGCACAUGGUACGGGGAUCUUCUUUUCCAAUGGCAAUUAAAAAUGAUUCUGAUAAGAAUGGAAAAGAAAUGGAGUUUUAUGGUAAGGCAGCACAGAUAAAACUUCUAAUGGACAUCCCAGAGAAGAUAUGGAGCAGUGUGGACAGUCAAGAAUAUUUAACAGCUGCUCGGCUAUACUUGCUGGCCAGGCAUAUCAACGCCAGCCUUCACCUUGAUUCCCAACUGUCAGCUGAUGUUGUUACAUGGUUCCCUGUUCUCACCAGGCAAUGGGCAGCUAUCAGCCAUUUCAAAACUACCAUCUUACAGGGUUGUCGAUUGAUGUUAGCUGACACAGAAGCUGAUCUAAGUGACCAGCAAAUGGCAGAUGUGUUGUGCUGUAUUAUUCUUCUUGAGGAUACCACACCACGUCAAGUCUUUACAGAAUUCCUUUUGGCUCGGACAAAAGCACUGCAGCAAAUCUUACACUCGGGUCACCAAGUGAAUGUUAAGGUUCAGAUACUGAGUGUGGCUCGCCUCUUGACAUCCACACUCAGGCAGAUUUAUUCAGUGUUUUACCAGCAUGAGUCGCAGCAUCCUGGUCAGACUGAAGGGGAGCACAAGGGCUUGCUGCUGGAGACUCUGGAGAAUGUCCUCAACAAGCCAGGACAUGGUAACCUGAACCUAGAACUGCAUGGGACUAUUUCCUCAAAGUGUCUUCCUCCUUCUGUGAAAAAUUUUCAGCCUUUACUAAGAAGACCAGCCGCUCCACUUCAAAUAAAGCAGUUGAAAGAAAACUGUCAGCAGUGGAUGAAUACCUGUUUACAGGAUGUUCAGUCUGGAGUUGGCAAGUUGUUGAACUAUGUGAACACAGUCAAAAGACUGGCUGAUAUCAGAGAUGAAUUGUGGGCACUGUUGACAGCAGUCCAGAGUGAGCCCUCUUGGCUACAGAUGAAUGAAAACAUCUUGACUCUGAGGGUCUGGGAGGACUUUCUCAGGCCAUUGUUCUUGGAGAGAGUUAAGGCACUUGUUCAGUACCAGCUGGACACUACAGCUGAGUUGACCAGACGGACUGUGUCAAAAGCCAUGAUGGAGCUUACUUCUGAUGUCAAUGACAGCUCAAUGCAGUGUGAGAGAAACCUGGCAGUGUUUGUGUGGACUGAAAGCUCCUCUGACAUUUUGAUGUCUGAUAUCUGGCAAACAGCAGCCACAAAGACCAUAUCAGACAGUGGUGGACUCAUCUUAAAAGCAAGGGCAUUCACUCCAGCCGUACAAAGUCUUUGCCAGAGUGUGGAUGAGAAACUGAAAAUUUUGUUAGAAGAUACAGAAAGCUUUGUUCUUGAGGGGGAGGAGAAACAGGAGGAAGGUGCCUUUAACAGAUUUGCUGACACUUCAGAUAUUCUUAAGUACAUGCAGGGAUCUUGUGUCAAGUGUGUGCAAGAAAUUUUAGACUACUUGACAGAACAGUUGCGAUUGUGGGAAAAAUCCUUAGCAGAUAUACCAGAUCCUGUUACAAAUGCAAUUACAGAAAACAAACUGCUUUUGACAGCCAGGACAUGUGCAGCAAUGAUUGAAAUGACUCCACAUUUACAAAGUUGUAUCUUAGCUCUACCCAACUGGAACAAGCAGGCACCAUUCAAAUUGGCCAAGAAAUUGCGUACACAAAAAUUUGAAUUGCCAGAAUGGAUGUCUGUACAUGCAAAAUUACGACAGUGUCAAAUGUUGGCAUACAAGAUUUGGGUGGAAUACACAGCCAACAGUCUAGUGACUCAGUUCUCAGACACCAUGGCCCGUUCAGACCCAGACAGUAUACUGGCAGCGUCAACAAGAUGGGAUGAGGUGGAGAUUGCUGAAGAAAGUGAGGAAGGCAAGAAAUUAGCUUCUAAAAUUUUUGUUCCUAUGCAGGCUUCCUGGCAUAUCCAGACUCUACUGUACACACUGUGUAAAGAACUCAACAAGAUAGGGAUACAGGCUCUACCCAGAACUGUAGUGCGAGAUUUACUUGUGAUGGUGACAGAUGGUAUUGUUACCACGUAUGAGAGAGCCAUCAAUAACAGAGGUGGGAAGAAGAGCAGCAAUCCAUUCAGUCAGCAUGAAGUCUUGCAGGAGUUGUUCAACUUUAAGUUUGUCCAGCUGAUCAUACCACGCAGAGAAGAUGACGAGCUACACAAGAACUACCAACAGAGAUGUCAGACUGUGAUAGACAGAUUGGAGGAACAGGUGGAUCCAUUUGACCUGGAUGUUUUCUCCCCAUACAUACAAGCUAACCUGAUCAAACAAGCCCAGAGAUGUUCUGUGAUAUUUGGGACACUUUACUGUAUGGACAAGCAUGGCCAGUCCUCUCUGGGAUCUCGUCCCAUCCUAACAGGACAAGAGCAGCAUAAUGUCCUGCCACUGUCAUCAUGCCCACAACGUUUCCCCCUUCUCCCACUCAGCUCACAACAAAGUAACACCAGAUCAGCCUUGACCACCCAGCCCAUCACCUCACAGACCAUCAGUCGAAACCCUGAAGCUUCAGGACCCACGUUGACCUCUGUAGUGGAAGCGACGUUGCCUUCAACCUCGUCACAGGCUGACCUCAGUAGCUCGUUCUAUGACAAGAUGGAGAAGCUGGGCAGUAUGGGCUCCAGGAUAUUCUCUAACAUCAGCGGCAAAUCAUAAUCUAGCAAUGAUUUAUCUAGCAGAGGUUCCAUCGCCAUACAUUGCUUGUCCAAGACUUUCUAAAACUGGAGAUUUAACUUGACCUCCUGGGCAUGUGCUAUAGGACCAGGGCAGUUUUGUUACCCUCGUAUAGAAAACACUUUCGCUAAGUUAGGCUAAAGUAUGCCUGAAGUUGUUUGUGUCAGUUAAAGGUGAUGAAUAGAGAUGAUGUUUUGUAUGAAGCUAUCAGUGUGUCAUAACACAGUGUGUGGUGUGUCAUAUAAAAUGUGUCAUCAGCUUUUAACUUGCCUGUACAUCAUGAAACAUCAGUCUACAAACUUCUCUGAAACCGAGAUUGAAAAAAAAAUUGCAGCAUGAUUUAUUUUUCUGUUUGUUUACUGUAAAACAAUACCUGCACAAACUACAGGUAACUGUAUCUCUUUUGUUCACAUUUCAUGAGGUUUUUAAUUGGGUCUAACUAAUCUCCAUGGUUUAUUCUUUCGAGUUUUUAAAAUAAAUAAAUUGAUAUUUGAUUAAAGUUUCUCUAGAGUUGACCUGUCCAGAUUACUUGAUACCAUGAACCCCGCACCAGCUCGUUGACAGUCUCUAAUGGUGGGAUAAAAUUGGGCCUUGUGCAAGUCCAAGUAAUUUUUUUUACUGCUGACUUGAAUGUGGAAAUAGCGGGAUGCAGUUGGGCCCUGUACAACACCAUUAUAAUUAUAAGUAUUUUUUUUUUUACUGCUGACUUGAAUGUGGAAAUAGCGGGAUGCAGUUGGGCCCUGUGCAACAUGAGUGCAAGUAAAUGUUUUUACUGCUAACUUGAAUGUGGAAAUAGCGGGAUGUAGACAAUGUAGUUCGGCCCUAUACAACAUGAGUGCAAGUAAAUUUUUUUACUGCUGACUUGAAUGCGGAACUCUUCUAGCCUGAAGCAGGUUUUUGUGAGGGAAUAAUCAGCGAGUAAUCGAACUAAUUUUUUUGGUUUGUUUGUUAAUUGGCGGCUGUUGACAAAUUUAAAGUGAAUGAUUGAUUGACACAACUGGCGCGAGAUUGUGGCACUGCCGCUGUCGUGUAAAAAGAUUAUUGGUUUGCCAGUUAGGCUUUGGUCAGGUUUUUAAAAAUUUGUUUAAAACUCAGUAGUUUUUAAUUUUGUGUUAAAAAAACGUUUUUGACAUGGUGAAACUGUAUUAAAUACCCCCUCCUUCCCUGUGCACUAUUGUGUGUUGUGUCAGUUGUCUGACGUCAUCUCAUGCGCCCCCCCCACCUUCUCGCCACACCUCUUGUUCAGGCACCUAGGACAGGUUUAACCCAAGUGUAGCGUGGAACAUUCUGCUAAUCCCUGCUUCUAUGAUUGUACAAAUAGAACGAUGGAGAAAUAAUGCUUUCAUUACAAAUAAUGUUGUAUAUAAAAUUCGUUUCAAUAUAUUUUUAUUGCUUUUAAUAAUAUGACUGUCUUAAAAAAUGUAUUUUGAAUGAAAACUAAAAUAAACUGAGGGUUUAUGUAGCAAACUGGCAAUCGUAUGGGAGCAUGUAUUGAAAUGGUUGUGGGCUGAGGAUCACGUGAUCGUUGUAAGUCGCGUGGUCCUUGAGCUCGACACCCAUUGGUUCUUAUAUUUAUUAUUUGGAUUCAAUAAAAUGUAUUUGGU
Molecule: messenger RNA, 4563 nt
Organism: Physella acuta
Lineage: Eukaryota; Metazoa; Mollusca; Gastropoda; Physidae
Product: conserved oligomeric Golgi complex subunit 1
Biological process (GO): intra-Golgi vesicle-mediated transport
Cellular component (GO): Golgi apparatus; COG complex
Source: RefSeq, a predicted model, not a curated record